GUGGAAGGUUGUGAAAUGUGCCGUCCACAGUUCUAAAAGUUUUAGGUUAUGUAUGCGUAAAGGAUAGGCGCUUCGCGUUUAGGAUUAUGGCCACCUGCCAGGCAUGCGCCCAACAAACGUGAAUAGCAUUGGUCCUCAGUUCGGAAACUGAGUUAGCUUACGAAACCUCACAUCUUGUGAAGAUGUGUGUAUGGGGCCAGCCAGACUGCAAGAAAUGUGAGUUCUGCUGAGCAUAUUAGGAGAAGCAGCAACUGUGGCAUCAAUGUCAGCACAUAACUGACAAAGAUGGGGAAGAAGAACAGAUCCAAUGCCAAAACUGAGAAACCGAAGAAGUCCUUUCAAGAUCAGCUCAAGAUUGGAGAUUUAGUGAAGGAACUUCUGUCAAAAUCUUCUCAAGUAGGCCCAAUGAACAAAUCAGAAGAAUGGGAAAAUUAUCUGGGCAUCUAUGAUAUUUUGCAGCAAUUGAUAGCGCUGCAGAAAUCGCCGCCACCGUCGGCCGGAACAGCCGGCCGUGCGGAGCGGCUGGCCUGUCUGCACACCUGGCUGCUGGAGAACGGCGGCAUCGUACACGGCCUGACGCCGGCCGUGUACGCCGGCCUGGGCUGCGGCCUGACGUGCGUCCGCCCGCUGGCCGAGGGCGAGCCGGUCAUCGAGGUGCCGCGCGCGCUCAUGAUGACCCUGGAGACGGCGCGCGCCUCCCGGCUCGGAGGCCUGCUGGCCACGGACAAGCUGACGCAGGCGCUGCCCCAGCUGGGCCUGACUCUGCACCUGCUGGAGCAGUCGCUGACCGAGGACAGCCGCUGGGCGCCGUAUGUGGCCUCGCUGCCGGACACGUACGACACCGUGCUCUACUUCACACCCGACGAGAUCCAGCUGCUCAAGGGCUCGCCCUGCUUCGAGGAGGCUGUGAAGCAGUGUCGAAACAUCGCCCGACAGUACGCCUACUACCAUGGAUUCUUGCAUCACUGCCCCGAAGCUCGGACGCUGGCGCUGCGGGACAACUUCACCUACGAGCGGUACAGGUAG
This is a messenger RNA of Pollicipes pollicipes, 1026 nucleotides long. Its product is annotated as actin-histidine N-methyltransferase. The coding region runs from base 286 to 1026 and encodes 246 amino acids. NCBI's taxonomy places the organism in Eukaryota, Metazoa, Arthropoda, Thecostraca, Pollicipedomorpha, Pollicipedidae. The transcript is spliced from 8 exons. The record is from RefSeq and is a predicted model, not a curated record. Gene Ontology annotation, biological process: actin modification; peptidyl-lysine trimethylation; peptidyl-lysine monomethylation. Gene Ontology annotation, molecular function: protein-L-histidine N-tele-methyltransferase activity; protein-lysine N-methyltransferase activity.